Molecule: messenger RNA, 1658 nt
Organism: Cuscuta europaea
Lineage: Eukaryota; Viridiplantae; Streptophyta; Magnoliopsida; Solanales; Convolvulaceae
Source: the annotation of a GenBank genome assembly
CCUAAGCCUUUACUCUUUCAUUCACUAUUUUAUCCCAAGAUUUAAAAAUAGACUUUUACAACGCUGCUGGGGGAGAGGGGAUGGUGUCUCAGUCAAAGGAGACGAAGGAUGGAAAUGCAAGCCAAGAGAAAUCGUGGCCGAAGAAGGAGGCGCUGGGAUGGAUGGAGUGGCUGAGGGGGUGGCUGUACCUGGCAUAUGAGAUGCUGUUCCAGAGGAUUGCCGCCAGCCACUUGGAGAACCCCAUGCCUCUCCCUCCCAUCAACGACCUUACGUGCAUCGUCACUGGCUGUACCAGCGGCAUCGGCCGAGAAACUGCUAGACAAUUGGCAGAAUCAGGGGCUCAUGUUGUAAUGGCAGUCAGAAAUACAAAUGCUGCAAAUGAAUUGAUAAAGAAGUGGCAAGGAGAUUGGGCUGGGAAGGGCCUUCCCCUUAAUAUCGAGGUCAUGGAACUUGAUCUACUUUCCUUGGAUUCUGUUGUGAGGUUUGCUGAUUCAUGGAAUGCUCGUGGAGGACCGUUACACAUUCUCAUUAACAAUGCAGGGAUAUUUUCUAUUGGAGAACCACAGAAGUUUUCCAAGGAUGGGUAUGAGGAACACAUGCAGGUGAACCAUCUUGCUCCAGCAUUGCUUUCCAUAUUGCUCAUACCAUCCCUAAUCAGAGGUUCUGCAAGCAGAAUCGUCAAUGUGAACUCCAUUAUGCACUAUGUCGGAUUUGUUGAUACAGAAGAUAUGAAUGUUGUGUCUGGUAAGAGAAAGUACACCAGUUUAAUCGGAUACUCGGGCAGUAAACUUGCACAGAUCAUGUUUAGUAGCAUACUUCACAAGAGGCUGCCAACUGAAGCUGGCAUAAACAUUAUAUGCGUCUCUCCUGGGAUUGUUCAAACCAAUGUUGCAAGGGAUCUGCCUAAGAUCAUUCAAUCAGCAUAUCGUCUGGUACCUUAUUUUAUAUUCAAUGCUGAGGAAGGUUCUAGAAGUUCACUUUUUGCAGCCACUGAUCCUCAAGUCCCUGAGUACUGUGAGAUGUUGAAAGCAGACGAGUGGCCAGUGUGUGCAUUCCUGUCUCAAGAUUGUCGCCCAACCAAUCCCUCUGAAGAAUCAUACAACAUUGAAACUUGUUACAAGGUUUGGGAGAAGACCUUGGAAAUGAUUGGCCUUCCUUCAGAUGCUGUCGAGAGGCUUAUCGAGGGGGAUGUAGUUGAGUGCAGAUAUGGAAAACCAAAGGAUUAGUUUUCUAAUUUAAUACACGGCCAGUUCAGUUCAGCUUCCUACACAAGCUAUAUCUCAAACACAGAUUCCGUCUUUGCUGUUUGGCGUUCCUAUCUUAGGUUUCUUUUUGGAGUGGUAGGGAAAAGGGGAGAGAGCAUGGCUUUUCUGCACAUGGAUGAAACUGACCUGAUGAUACAGCCUCGAAUCUGUCUCCUUUUCUAGCUUUGGGCUCUAGUAAGUCCGACUGUCCGAGUCCUAUACAUGUUGGGUGAGCACUGAACUGCUAAAGGUGUCACUCUUUUGUGUGGCGGCACACAAUGUGCAAGGAAAAUAAUUCUUGUUCUUUGUGCACCAAGUAUUCUUGGUCUAUACACUUAACAUCCUUGCACCUACGAAUCUACGAUUGAUUGAUAUUCAAGUGUAUUGUAACUUCAACAUUUAAACCCAACACAG